ACCCUCCAGGAUGACCUAGAAGGCACAUCUCUGCGAGCACUUAUAGUGGCUGAUGACAAGGACGAGACGAAGCAAUGGACAUUUCCCCCACUUUCCACACAAUUGCUGCAAUCUGCCUUUGGUGGUCGUUCCAUUGCCCUGGUGGGAGAUUCCACUCUGUUCUAUACGGCGCAGUGGAUGCAUCGGUUGAUGGAUAGUAGUAGCAACAACAAUGCCAUCCCCAAUCAUCUCUUGGAAAGUUUACCCCAUCGCAACUUGUCCAAUGCCUUUGACGCCAUUACGGACUAUUUCACGCAUAGCAAUCACACUCGCUACGACACUACGUCCUUUUCCACACAGCUGCCAACAGCAACCAAUACCACGGGCCACAUUCUCUGGAAGGGAUUUCGGGGCACCAAUCAACGCAAAAACUGCCUAUUUGACCAAUACGUCUGGCCUUCAAUAUUGAAUCCACAAUUGUCCCCGGGCAAUACUAAUAAUACGAUCCGCACGCCCGAUAUUCUGAUUGCCAACUGGGGAUUGCACAUGUUUUAUCGGGCCAUUCUGAAACCCUGCAACGUCGACAUGUGGUUCCAUUACGAAGAUUGGUUGCACAAGGUGGUCCAAGUGGCACAGCAAACCGGCACGGUCCAAUUGCUCUUGUUCAAAACCACCAAUCUCAUUUGUCACAACCUAACGCAGCAACAACAAUCAACAAAGCAAGCCAAAUGUCGGGAAAAACUACAGCACUUUCAAAACGAAAUGACAACAUUGACCGAAUCCGAUAUUCAACGCUACUGCGAAAAUGGCCUCAUGUUGGAUCGAAGCGCUCGUGCACUGAAUUCUCGACUCGAACGGUUUGUCCGGGCACUCCAGCCGCCCCCGGGUUUGACCGUGGCCAUUUACAACGAUUACGACUUGGAAGAUUGUCGCUACACCGCGGACAAUGACGGCAUUCAUUUUCAUCCGCUGCAGUUACCACGCAUACGGUACAUGGCACACUUGAUCCAGUGCUUGUAUGAUCCGAACAACAACAACAACAACACGUCAAGCACUGCAGCAAUGACAAGAACGUGA
This is a messenger RNA of Seminavis robusta, 1056 nucleotides long. NCBI's taxonomy places the organism in Eukaryota, Bacillariophyta, Bacillariophyceae, Naviculales, Naviculaceae. The record is from the annotation of a GenBank genome assembly.